AUGGCUCUCGCCAACGCGUUCUACAACACAUUCGUCAGGCGCAACAGCGUCUUCGUCACUUCCAUUUUCGCAGGAGCCUUUGCGUUCAACGUAGGCUUUGACGUCGCUGUGACCAGUUUCUGGGACCGUUGGAACCAGGGGAAACAAUGGAAAGACAUUCGCUCAAGAUACAUCCAGGAGGAAUCGGACUCAUAG
Molecule: messenger RNA, 195 nt
Organism: Suillus clintonianus
Lineage: Eukaryota; Fungi; Basidiomycota; Agaricomycetes; Boletales; Suillaceae
Product: ubiquinol-cytochrome C reductase UQCRX/QCR9-like protein
Exons: 4
Coding region: 1-195 (64 amino acids)
Biological process (GO): mitochondrial electron transport, ubiquinol to cytochrome c
Source: RefSeq, a predicted model, not a curated record